GGCCGGGGGUGCAGGCGCGCCGCGGUGCCCUCGGCCGGCGGCAGCGGGCCUGCCCCGUGCUCCUGCGUGCCGCCGCCGUGCCCUCCAGCCCCGUCCCCUCCCGCAGCGCUUCGGCAGCCUCGCGGUGGGGAAGCGCCCUCCAUUUUUGCGCUGUUGCGCCAUACCCCCUUUGGGCGAUGUGCUGGAAUCCCCUUGGAUUCAAAUCCUGUCCUCUCUUGGCCUCUCCGGGCUUCCGGAAGCUAGUAUCGGCAAAAGACUUCACGUAUCGGGGGAAAAAAAACAUGCUUAAGUCAACGUUGUCAGUGUGAUUACUUCCCCUUCCUCAUGUUGCUGUCAGAAAAGGAAUGACAUGGCGCUGUUCAUUCGUCUGCUUGUCUUCACGGGUGCUCACAGAUGUGUUGUGCAGUCUUUUGCUGUGGUUUCUUCCCUGGUGUGAAAGGAGUGAUGUGGGAACCACCUGAUCUGUGUGAAAGAGAAGGAAUAAACCAUCUGAUAAAGGGAAGAAACAAAACACCUGGUAAAUGGAAGCCAUGAAGAUAUCUAAGCGGUUCUUUGCUUUUGGGAUUUUGACAUGCAUAGCUAUGUAUGUUGCAUACAUAAAAUGGCACUUGGACUCCAAACCAAUCUCAGGAGCAACAGAAGGAAUUGAUGAAAGCAGGAGAGACAAAUUGAACCAUCAGGCAGUGACAGCAGAUCUCUCAGUCUUUUAUGGCAUUAUGUUUGAUGCAGGAAGCACUGGAACUCGCGUACAUAUUUUUAAAUUUACACAACAGCCAAAAGAGACUCCCAAGUUAACCCAUGAGACGUUUAAAGCACUGAAGCCAGGUCUGUCUGCAUAUGCUGAUGAUGUUGAAAAGAGCGGCCAGGGAAUAAAAGAGCUCCUGGAAGUAGCAAAGAAUGAAGUUCCAAUGGAGCUGUGGAAGUUCACUCCUCUGGUCCUGAAAGCAACGGCUGGCUUACGGUUGCUGCCAGGAGAAAAGGCUCAGAAGCUGCUGGAUAAGGUGAAGGAGAUUUUUCAGGCUUCCCCCUUCUUUGUGAGAGACAACUGUGUAUCCAUAAUGAAUGGAACUGAUGAAGGUGUUUCAGCCUGGAUUACAAUAAAUUUUUUAACAGGCAGCUUAAAUGAUCCACAGAAGAGAAACGUAGGAAUGCUGGAUUUGGGUGGUGGAUCAACACAGAUCACCUUCCUUCCACGUGCUGAGGCAACUCUCCAGGCAUCACCAGCUGGCCAUACAACUUCAUUUCAGAUGUUCAACAGCACCUAUAAGCUGUAUUCAUACAGUUACCUGGGACUCGGGCUGAUGUCAGCAAGGCUCGCAAUUUUAGGAGGAGUUGAGGGAAAACCCUUAGGGGAAGGUGAGGAGCUGAUCAGCCCUUGUUUAUCACCUGAUUUCAAAACUGAGUGGGAACAUGCUGAGAUAGUGUACCAAAUUAAAGGACAGAAGGCAGGUGAACCUCUGUAUGAGUCUUGUUCUAAGAAAGUGGCAAAGAUGCUCUACAAAAAAGUGCAUAAAACCGAGGAAGUGAAGACUUUGGAUUUUUAUGCUUUCUCCUAUUACUAUGACUGUGCGGCAGAGGUUGGUCUCAUAGAUAAAGAAAAGGGAGGAAGCCUAACUGUCAAUGACUUUGAAAUUGCAGCUAAAUAUGUUUGUAAGACCAUGGAAAUCAGCCCAGGGAGCAGCCCUUUUCUCUGCAUGGACCUCACAUACAUCACCUGGCUUCUGCAAGAACUAGGCUUUGUGAAGAGCCAAGUUUUAAAGCUUGCCCGGAAAAUUGACAACAUUGAAACGAGCUGGGCUCUGGGAGCCACUUUUCAUUACAUUGACUCACUGAAAAGACUGCAGUAUUAAAGCUCCUUGAAGGUGACUUGAGAAUCUCAGCUUUUGGAAACCGAACACAGGAGGAUCUGGUAAAGGGCCUGCUUUGACUUCCUGAGUUCUUUGGGAGGUUAUCGUAAGCUAGAACCCUUUCCUUUUCGCCCCCCCCCACCACCAAGUCCCCUUCUUCACUAGCUCUUUCUUACAGUGAAGAGUGUGGUGUCUAAAGAAUAAGCCUUGAUUGUACAGCAUCUGCAGUCAACUUGAUGUAAACUCAGAUCAUCUUUGCAGGAAAACUAGGACUCUCUGCAAGACAUCUAUGAUCUCUAUGAGAAAAAAUGCAUCUUUAUGGACUACGCCUGUAAUAUUUGCUUGUGAUGUGCAGAAGUUGGUGUAGGAAGUGGUCACUUUUGAUGGAACUCUGGAACUCUUGACCGACCCAAUUUCAUUUCAGGGUGUUUCUCUUCUUUUUGUCAGCACUUUGCAGUGAUGAUUGCUUUUAUUUUACUACUUCUGUUGUUUGAAGAUGAAUUUAGGCGUGCAUGUGAAGACAGUGCAUUGACACAGAUGUGUGGCGGAAAUGCAAUGUGGAAGCCUCAGCUCUGCUUUUCACUUGCUGAACUAGCAAUGCUCAGGAGCCAGAGUGUGGGUACACACUCGCAGGCGUGCAUCAGAGCCAAUCAGCCGUGGAUCAUAAAAGCAUUUGAGGCUCUGGCUGUUGGGAUGUGGAUGAUGGAAGACAACAGCAGAUUUGCUGGAUCUCAAAGAGACAAAAAGCCUGGGAGUUUGGUAUGGGGCUAAGCAGGGCGUUGGCAAUGCUGGAUCAAUGCAAGAUCCGUGAACAAGAUGCAGCCACCAAAAUAAACCCUAAUCGCAGCUUA
Rhea pennata is the source of this 2698-nucleotide messenger RNA. RefSeq names its product ectonucleoside triphosphate diphosphohydrolase 6 (gene ENTPD6). Lineage: Eukaryota; Metazoa; Chordata; Aves; Rheiformes; Rheidae. The coding region runs from base 522 to 1850 and encodes 442 amino acids. The transcript is spliced from 14 exons. Gene Ontology annotation, molecular function: hydrolase activity. The record is from RefSeq and is a predicted model, not a curated record. Gene Ontology annotation, cellular component: Golgi apparatus.